CUCGGGGCCAGUGUUCGUUUGACCGUUUCGUUUUUCAGUAGCCCAAAGGCCGAUAGUUUAAAGGAUGAAGUUACUCGUUCUGGUAGUACUGGCAGUGGUUGGAGCGAGCAAUGCUGCUCGUCCCGGUGCCAUUGAGGUGAUCGACACGUUUAAGCAGAUCGUGCCGCGAUAUCUGGCGACGCUAGAUGCAGAUCAGGAGCAAAUAUUUACGCUGGAACGCGAAGGCACCGACGCGAUAGCGGAAUUUCACUCCGACAUUGCACUGGCGAAGCAAACGUUCGUCAUGUCCAUCACACUGCAGGAAGAUCAGCUGAUCGAUAUGAUCGGCGCACAGAACACAUCCGUAGCGGAUGAGCAGUGCAUGCAGUUCAUAGCCACCGCUGCCAACGAAACUGUCAACGUGAUCGGCGUGGGCUACACACAGUGCAUUAAUGCGGCCGACGAAGCUCUGGGUGAGGUCGUACUGUCUUACUACGGUAGUAUUGGAGCGUUGGAACAGACGGCCACCAACGUAACGCUGCUGGAUGUUUUUCGUGGUGAGAACGUGUUCUACACACCUGACAACAUUGUGGCCAAGCUGAGGCAAAAAGAGACCGAUCUGCGAGGAAACAGUUCCCCAUUGGCAGAGAAGCUGCAGGUGCAGAAGGACGGACUCGUUGCCAACUUGACGACGAUCCGGAACAGUUACAUCGGAUGCAUGACCGAUACAGAGAUUGCCUUCCGCAACUACAUCUCACUGGCUCAAAUGCAGCUGAGCAUGAUCUGUGGUGGAGAGGUCAACAUUACCCGAGAACUGAGUGAAUCCGAAUCAGAACAAUCGUAAUUAUAAUGAGAUGAAGCGAAUGUUGAAAUAAACUUAAUCUGAAGCAUG
Messenger RNA from Anopheles stephensi (Asian malaria mosquito), 871 nucleotides. RefSeq lists its product as uncharacterized. Lineage: Eukaryota; Metazoa; Arthropoda; Insecta; Diptera; Culicidae. The transcript has a single exon. The record is from RefSeq and is a predicted model, not a curated record. The coding region runs from base 65 to 823 and encodes 252 amino acids.